CACUAUGUCUGGAAGAGGCAAAGGCGGCAAGGGACUCGGAAAAGGAGGCGCCAAGCGUCACCGCAAAGUUCUCCGCGAUAACAUCCAGGGAAUCACCAAACCCGCUAUCCGCCGUCUGGCUCGCCGCGGCGGCGUGAAGCGUAUUUCCGGUCUGAUCUACGAGGAGACCCGCGGUGUCCUGAAGGUGUUCCUGGAGAACGUGAUCCGUGACGCAGUCACCUACACCGAGCACGCCAAGAGGAAGACCGUUACCGCCAUGGACGUGGUCUACGCUCUGAAACGUCAGGGACGCACCCUACCCAGUGCCCUUUGGGUUCGAGUCGGGAGAAGCGCCAUGGCCAGAACCAAGCAAACCGCUCGCAAAUCCACCGGUGGCAAAGCCCCCAGGAAGCAGCUUGCCACUAAGGCUGCUCGCAAGAGUGCCCCGGCCACCGGCGGUGUGAAGAAGCCUCACCGUUACAGGCCCGGCACCGUGGCUCUGAGAGAGAUCCGUCGUUACCAGAAGUCCACUGAGCUGCUCAUCCGCAAGCUGCCCUUCCAGCGCCUGGUGCGAGAAAUCGCCCAGGACUUCAAGACCGACCUGCGCUUCCAGAGUUCCGCCGUGAUGGCCCUGCAGGAGGCUAGCGAGGCUUACCUGGUCGGCCUGUUCGAGGACACCAACCUCGAACAAACCAUGUCUGGAAGAGGCAAAGGCGGCAAGGGACUCGGAAAAGGAGGCGCCAAGCGUCACCGCAAAGUUCUCCGCGAUAACAUCCAGGGAAUCACCAAACCCGCUAUCCGCCGUCUGGCUCGCCGCGGCGGCGUGAAGCGUAUUUCCGGUCUGAUCUACGAGGAGACCCGCGGUGUCCUGAAGGUGUUCCUGGAGAACGUGAUCCGUGACGCAGUCACCUACACCGAGCACGCCAAGAGGAAGACCGUUACCGCCAUGGACGUGGUCUACGCUCUGAAACGUCAGGGACGCACCCUGUACGGUUUCGGCGGUUAAACACACUCUUCGGAACCUCAACACCCCGACUCGAACCCAAAGGCUCUUUUAAGAGCCA
Messenger RNA from Coregonus clupeaformis (lake whitefish), 1043 nucleotides. RefSeq lists its product as uncharacterized. The transcript is spliced from 5 exons. Gene Ontology annotation, biological process: nucleosome assembly. The record is from RefSeq and is a predicted model, not a curated record. Gene Ontology annotation, cellular component: nucleosome. NCBI's taxonomy places the organism in Eukaryota, Metazoa, Chordata, Actinopteri, Salmoniformes, Salmonidae. The coding region runs from base 5 to 985 and encodes 326 amino acids. Gene Ontology annotation, molecular function: DNA binding; protein heterodimerization activity; structural constituent of chromatin.